Molecule: messenger RNA, 3097 nt
Organism: Cercocebus atys (sooty mangabey)
Lineage: Eukaryota; Metazoa; Chordata; Mammalia; Primates; Cercopithecidae
Gene: TBL2
Product: transducin (beta)-like 2
Exons: 7
Coding region: 219-1559 (446 amino acids)
Biological process (GO): endoplasmic reticulum unfolded protein response
Cellular component (GO): endoplasmic reticulum
Molecular function (GO): protein binding
Source: RefSeq, a predicted model, not a curated record
CAACAGCUGGGCCCCACCCGUUGAGACGCUCUAACGGCCAGGCCCCGCCCUGAAGGCAUUAUAACAACCAGGCUCCGCCCCCAGGCGCUCUAACGGCCAGGCCCCGCCGCUCGAGGCGCCCCAACGGCCAGGCCCCGCCCCCGCGUGCGUGCGCGACUCCGCAGAGCCGUGCGGGCGCCCGCGUACUCACUGGCUGAGGUGGCAGUGGCCCCGCCAACAUGGAGCUCUCGCAGAUGCCGGAGUUCAUGGGGCUGUCGGUGUUGCUUGGGCUGCUGGCCCUGAUGGCGACCGCGGCGGUAGCGCGGGGGUGGCUGCGCGCGGAGGAGAGGAGCGGCAGGCCCGCCUGCCAAAAAGCAAAUGGAUUUCCACCUGACAAAUCCUCAGGAUCCAAGAAGCAGAAACAGUAUCAGCGGAUUCGGAAGGAGAAGCCUCAACAACACAACUUCACCCACCGCCUCCUGGCUGCAGCUCUGAAGAGCCACAGCGGGAACAUAUCUUGCAUGGACUUUAGCAGCAAUGGCAAAUACCUGGCCACCUGUGCAGAUGAUCGCACCAUCCGCAUCUGGAGCACCAAGGACUUUCUGCAGCGAGAGCACCGCAGCAUGAGAGCCAACGUGGAGCUGGACCAUGCCACCCUGGUGCGCUUCAGCCCUGACUGCAGAGCCUUCAUCGUCUGGCUGGCCAACGGGGACACCCUCCGUGUCUUCAAGAUGACCAAGCGGGAGGAUGGGGGCUAUACCUUCACAGCCACCCCAGAGGACUUCCCUAAAAAGCACAAGGCGCCUGUCAUCGACGUUGGCAUUGCUAACACAGGGAAGUUUAUCAUGACUGCCUCCAGUGACACCACUGUCCUCAUCUGGAGCCUGAAGGGUCAAGUGCUGUCUACCAUCAACACCAACCAGAUGAACAACACACAUGCUGCUGUAUCUCCCUGUGGCAGAUUUGUAGCUUCGUGUGGCUUCACCCCGGAUGUGAAGGUUUGGGAAGUCUGCUUUGGAAAGAAGGGGGAGUUCCAGGAGGUGGUGCGAGCCUUCGAACUCAAGGGCCACUCCGCGGCUGUGCGCUCAUUUGCUUUCUCCAACGACUCGCGGAGGAUGGCUUCUGUCUCCAAGGAUGGUACAUGGAAACUGUGGGACACAGAUGUGGAAUACAAGAAGCAGCAGGACCCCUACUUGCUGAGGACAGGCCGCUUUGAAGAGGCGGCGGGCGCCGCACCGUGCCGCCUGGCCCUCUCCCCCGAUGCCCAGGUCUUGGCCUUGGCCAGUGGCAGCAGUAUUCAUCUCUACAAUACCCGGCGGGGCGAGAAAGAGGAGUGCUUUGAGCGGGUCCAUGGUGAGUGUAUCACCGACUUGUCCUUUGACAUCACUGGCCGCUUUCUGGCAUCCUGUGGGGACCGGGCUGUGCGGCUCUUUCACAAUACUCCUGGCCACCGGGCCAUUGUGGAGGAGAUGCAGGGCCACCUGAAGCGGGCCUCCACCGACAGUACCCGCCAGAGGCUGCAGCAGAAGCUGACCCAGGCCCAAGAGACCCUGAAGAGCCUGGGUGCCCUGAAGAAGUGACUCUGGGAGGGCCCAGCGCAGAGGAUUGAGGAGGAGGGAUCUGGCCUCCUCCCAGCGCUGCUGCCACCUUUCCUCCCAGGUGGAAGCCUUUCAGAAGCAGUCUCCUGGUUUUCUUACUGGUGGCCUCGCUUCUUCCCAUUGAAACUACUCUUGUCUACUUAGAUCUCUUCUUGCUGGCUGUGACUCCUCCCCGACUAGUGACCAAGGUGCUUUUCUUCCCCCCAGGCCCAGUGGGUAGAAUCUAUUCCCACCCGGCGCUGAGGAGAGUGGUAGAGAGAGGAGACAGAGAGAGAACAUGAUUUUUGGCCUUGUGGCAGCACAUCCUCACACCCAAAGAAGUCUGUAAAUGUUCCAGAACAACCUAGAGAACACUUGAGUACUAAGCAGCAAUUUUGCAAGGAUGGGAGACUGGGAUAGCUUCCUAUCACAGAAUUGUGCUCCAUCAAAAAGAUACUAAGGGAUUUCCUUCUGGGCCUCAGUUCUGUUUGUAAGAUGGAGAAUAAUGCUCUCUGUGACCUCCUUGCAAAGAUGAUGUGAGGCUAAGAGAGUAUCAAGUCCCUAGGUGUAGAAGAAAAGUGGAAAAGAGUAGUACUAUUGUCCAGUGCCAUUAAAGUGGUAAAAGUGGGAACCAGUGUGCUUCAAAACCAAAUUAGAAACACAUUCCUUGGGAAGGCAAAGUUUUUUGGGACUUGAUCAUACAUUUUGUAUGGUUGGGAGUCCUCUCUUCGGGAGAUUAUAUCCUGUUUAAGGAGACCUCUUUUCAGUUCAUCAGAUAUUUGAGUGCCUACUCUGUGCCCAAAUAAAUACGUGCUGGAGAUUAAAUAUGAAUAAGACAUGAUUUCUGCCAUCAAAGAUGGCUGGUGGGAGAGAGAGAGACGCCCUUAUUAAGUGCUUUGUGUAGUUUAUUCAUAGCUACUGUUGUAUACGUCAAGGAAAGAGAGGACCAGAGCAGGACAGAGGCAAUGGGUAUUGAAGUUGAAGGGGUACAUUCGAUAAGAGAUUCGGUAUUGAGAAGUUUAAAUUUGUGAAUUUGAAGGCUGGAUGUGGCAGAUAAGGGAAAUGAGGUAUCUGGGAAGACUUGAGUGUAGGCAAAAUUUAUUCAUCCCAAGUCAAACUCUUGGUCUCUCUCAUGAAAACUACGACCUCCCCUGGUCGCCCCUGACCUCUCACCUCUCAAUGUUGGAACAAGCCAUAGUCUUGGAGUUAUCCUUGAUGACUCACCACUCAUUAUCCCCUCUGUCCCACCACCACUGCCGUCGUCUGUCCACCAGAACAUCCUUUUGGUUACACUCCAGGUGACAUCCUGAGGCUGUUGCUUCUCUCCAUCUUUUCUGUUACCAUCCUGGUUCUGGCCACUGUCACCUAGUGGGCCACUAUAAUAUGGCUUCCUAAUGGAUCUUCCUGCUUCCUCUGUUACCUCAUUACUUUUCUAUAUAGCAGAGUGAUCUUUUGAAAAUGUGAACCAGAUCACAUUAUUCCCUAGUUAAAACCCCCCAAGGCUUCCCAUCACACUUGGGAUAAAAUCCAAAAUAAUUUUU